GAGUUUUCUUUUAUCCAUAAUAUAUGCCAAUCGCAAUUCAUACGCGCAUCAUUUUGAUCCUGUCAUUUAUUGUUUAGAAUUUUGUAAAUUAAUUAUCAAAUACACAAGAAAAGUAUUACAAAUCGUAUUAAUACGUGUAAUAAUUGUGUUUCAUUGUGCAAUUUGUAUACUAUAUAUAUAUAUUUUAUGUCUAUAGUAAAUGCGCACAGUUUUCAUAAGCAAAGCAUAAUAUUCUUUAAAAAAUCUCCACAACCCUGUAACCCAUUAUAUUUUACAAUUAUUUACCUAAAAAUAAUGUAAUUUAUUCAUUUGCGGAAAGAGUGGUAUUUAAAUACGUCGAAAGUACAGGUUAUGAAAGUAAAGGUUUUUAUGAGCAAGGAAGAUUGUUAACAGUUUAAUAUUUGUAUGACAAAUAAUUUUGUUAAAAAUGACAGACCCUAAGGAAAAUGCAACGAAAAAAUUUAUUAAUGACUUAACCGAUUACUUGAAGGAAAACAAACUUAAAGAAGUUUUAAAUCUCUUUGAAGACAAUAGUUAUGACAAUAUCAUUCAAGAAUCUUCGUGGUAUAUUGUACCAAUUGUAUCUUCUCAUCUUACCAAUGAAAACACAAAGUAUAAUGCAGAAUUAAUUGAAUGCUGCACAAAAAUAUUAAAUAUUAUAGUAGAAAAAUGUAAUCCUUCUGAGACUGUAUUAGAACUGUUAGAACAAGUUGAAGGUCCAGAGAUUCAUGUGAAAUUUUGUAUAGUUCUAAAGGUACUUAAUAAGUGCCUGAAUAAAAUGAAUGAUAAGAUGAAAGCCAUAGAGUGGUGUAGCAGUACAAUAAGAUCUUAUGUUGACAGUUUACCAAUACCAGAUAAGGAUUCCCCAAGUAGUACUAUAACUAUAAAUAAAAUACAGAAUAUUUAUAUCGCGAUUAUAUCAUUCUUGGAACCAUUGGUGGAGGAAGCAAGAUUAGAAAAUUCAGAAAAGUGUGCCACAUUGAAAGAUUACCUUGCGAGUAUCCUAAUUUUUUUAAUGGGAAAACCAUUGAGUCAUCUCCCAGAAAAAUGUUUAAAACAGCCUAUGCCAGAAAAGAUUGUAACUCUUGUAAGUCAAAUAACUGGAGAUUUGCUUUGGUUUUUAAAUAUUGUGAAUUUAAGAUGUAAAAGAACCAAUUCUAAGAAGAAACGCAUAGAAGAAGAAUGUCAUAAUCUUAAAGUAACACUUUUUGAAUUAGAUGAAAAUAUAUCAGACUUAGCAUAUGCUAACUUUUAUUUUUAUGUCAUAACAAGGAUACAUUUAUGGGAGAGAGUACCACAAGUAUAUGAUUUCCAGUAUAUUUUUCAAGCAUGUAUAUAUCUUAUUAUUAAGUUACUUGAAGACCAGGAAACAGUUGCAAAAGGAUUAAGUUUAAUGGAUCAAUUACUAAAAAGACUGAUAAGACGUUCCUUAACAUCAGAGUUACUGGAGCUUAAUAUUUAUUUACAGUUGUUUGAUACAAUUACAAAGCUGAUGAUUUGUUAUUUUAAUAAUAACAAAGAAAGGAAAAGAGCUUUAAUCAUAUUUCAAGAAUAUGUUGAAAUGUUUGACAUGCAAGCUAGAUAUUUAAUCGUUUUUCGGUUGUAUCAGACUAGUAAAUACUCAGGUCUGCUUAGUUUAACUACUGGAAUAGUCAAGGAUUCUGUCAUUGAAUGCCUUCAAUCGGUACCACUUAUUCCAUAUUUUCUUGGUAAUAAUUUAGAGUCUCUGAUUAAAUUAGCUUGUAAAUUACCACAUGGAAGCGCAUCAGACUUGGUAGAAUUAUCUGAUGAGAUAAUCACUAGCUUAAACCUUUUGAGAUUUCUAUUUAUUAGAGACCAACAGAAUCAAACUGGAAUUUGGAAUUUAGUAGAUAAAUUGGAGAAAGAUUAUUUAAAACCACUCAGAGAAGGUAUAUAUUUAUGCAGAGCACAUUGGAAGGUGAAGGUAAAGGAUGUAGAAGAACAAAAGAAAGCUAUUAAAGCAAAUGCAAAAACAGAAUUAGAAAGGAAUGAUAUUGAAGCACCAUUACCUGUGGGAGGUGAAAAAUUGUCACCAAUACCAAUUCUAAAUAAACUUUCAUUGUGCUAUCAAGCAGUGAAUGGGCUUGAUGUAAUGGAAAGCAUUUUGAUUAGAGUUAAUGAAUGCAUUAUGAAUAAUCCUCUUAAGUAACUCAGUAAUAGUACUGUAAUUUCAGAACAAUAGCUCCAUAUUUUUAAUGUGUACAUUAUUUGCUGUUAAAUAAAAUACUUUUUCAUUUGCAA
Molecule: messenger RNA, 2262 nt
Organism: Osmia bicornis bicornis
Lineage: Eukaryota; Metazoa; Arthropoda; Insecta; Hymenoptera; Megachilidae
Product: glomulin
Exons: 1
Coding region: 428-2170 (580 amino acids)
Cellular component (GO): cytoplasm
Molecular function (GO): ubiquitin-protein transferase inhibitor activity
Source: RefSeq, a predicted model, not a curated record